Messenger RNA from Monopterus albus (swamp eel), 1386 nucleotides. RefSeq names its product signal recognition particle 19 (gene srp19). Gene Ontology annotation, biological process: SRP-dependent cotranslational protein targeting to membrane; SRP-dependent cotranslational protein targeting to membrane, signal sequence recognition. Gene Ontology annotation, molecular function: 7S RNA binding. Gene Ontology annotation, cellular component: signal recognition particle, endoplasmic reticulum targeting. The coding region runs from base 189 to 614 and encodes 141 amino acids. The record is from RefSeq and is a predicted model, not a curated record. The transcript is spliced from 5 exons. NCBI's taxonomy places the organism in Eukaryota, Metazoa, Chordata, Actinopteri, Synbranchiformes, Synbranchidae.
CCCGCCUUCUGUUUCUUCUCUGACUGGCGUACUCUGUGCUUAAAUGAAGCGCACCGGCUGGUUCCUGUGAAGCGGCCAUAUGGCUGCGUGGUUUAUGGAUAGAUCGUAUAAAAAGCUCUCUAUUUGGUUUACGGUACAAAUAGAGCUGUGUCGCUAGUGGCUGUCUUCAGCACAUAUUCAACCACAACAUGGCUCAUCUAACUGAAAACCCCGCGGAUAAAGAGAGGUUCAUCUGCCUCUACCCAGUCUACAUCAACAGUAAGAAGACGCUGGCUGAAGGGCGACGCAUACCCACAGAGAAGGCCGUGGAGAAUCCGUCCUGUGCUGAGAUCAGAGACGUCCUGACGGCUGCUGGAGUGAAUGUUUAUGUGGAGAACAAGAUGCACCCGAGGGAGUGGAACAGGGACGUCCAGUUCAGAGGUCGAGUCAGAGUUCAGCUGAAGCAGGAGGACGGCAGCCUCUGUCAGGAGAAGUUCUCCUCCCGUAAAGACGUGAUGUUUUAUGUAGCAGAGAUGAUCCCUAAACUGAAGACUCGGACCCAGAAGAGUGGGGGAGGAGACACCAGCUCUCAGCAGGGGGAGGGCGGGAAGAAGAGCAAGAAAAAGAAGAAAUAGACCCACAGACGUUGGGUUGUAUUUUUCUUUUAAGAUUUAAUUUAAAACUGGAGGUGACUGUGAAGUGAAGGUUUAGAUCGGUGUUGGCAAGAAUCGAACCCUGAACUCAUCCAAUGUUUUCUUUUUUACUGAAGCGUUUGUUGUUGAGGAUUUAAUGUUGCUUUGGAAACUCAUUCAGCUGUGGGCUCCUGCCAUCAUGUUUCCCCUUUUUUUUUUUUUUUUUACCUGAUGGUGAACAUUUCUGCAACCUGAGAAAACUGCUCGGCAUCAGCACAGUAACUGAGUCGUUGUGAUGAAGCAGGACCAUGUGGAGUGAUGGAGAAAGAUGUGUAUCCAUGUUUCUGUCUAAUGCCCUGCCCCCCUGCUCCACAUUUUGUUACCUCUACUGUGUGGCUUUGGAGAAAAAGAUGAAUAAAUAGUUGAUUUUCUCACCUGUUUGUUGGUACAAUUUGAUCAAACAAACACACGUCAGGAGCAGUGAUGAUAUGUAUAUGUGUAAGUUUUGGAAAUUUAAUUUGUCUUCAUUUGUGUGAAUAGAUGCACAUAAUGUGGCCAUGGAUGCAAGAGUAACACUGAGCUCUGGCCAUCUGACCAAAUGAGUAGCUAAGCAAGAAGGGAUGUGGUCAGGGAGGAGACUGAGAACCCAGCCGCCCUUCUCACAGGGUGUUUUAUAUGUUGCAUGUGUGUUGUGUAAAAAUGGCUGUACCUUGAAAUCCCAUGUUGGGUGGGUUUGAUAUGACACAGAAAUAAAACUAGACCUGAAAGAUAUGAA